This is a messenger RNA of Ictalurus furcatus (blue catfish), 1059 nucleotides long. RefSeq names its product myelin expression factor 2-like. Gene Ontology annotation, molecular function: mRNA binding. Bases 155 to 625 code for a protein of 156 amino acids. The transcript has 3 exons. Gene Ontology annotation, cellular component: cytoplasm; post-mRNA release spliceosomal complex; nucleus. Gene Ontology annotation, biological process: alternative mRNA splicing, via spliceosome; regulation of mRNA stability involved in response to oxidative stress. NCBI's taxonomy places the organism in Eukaryota, Metazoa, Chordata, Actinopteri, Siluriformes, Ictaluridae. The record is from RefSeq and is a predicted model, not a curated record.
AUAUCCAUUUCGUCACACAGCCGCCAUUUCAAUCGUCCUGGAACACACCGAAUACGCUAGCUCAGUGUAACCGUGUUGCUUAACAAAUAUAUCAGUACUUUUUAGCUAGUAAACGCUGCUUUUCAGCUAUUAUUAGUUUCUGACAUUAAUUUGUAUGUCAGUUAAAGAAGAAUUGCCGAAAAUGUCUGAUGUUGAAACAGAGAAACCAGGCCAAGGAAAUGCAAUGAAUGGAAAGCCCAUCCAUGACUCCAGGAAGGAGAGAUCGUCCAAACGAGGAGGCGGUAGAUACGAGCCCUACUCCAACCCCUCCAAGAGAUACCGGGUUUUUGUGAGCAACAUUCCCUAUGAUGUCAAAUGGCAGGCGCUGAAGGACCUCAUGAAAGAAAAAGUGGGUGAGGUAACGUACGUGGAACACUUAAUGGACGUGGAAGGCAAAUCAAGGGUAAGUGCAAGAGACGAACCUCCAUUUGUCCGCUUGAGUUUUCUUACAUCAUCUCCUUUCAAUGUGGGGCAUUCAGACUUAGAUUUGAGAGUUGAAAAUGUCACCGUGGAUGAAUUUUGGCUGAAUGUGGAUGCUGUGGUUCAGAGUGGAGCCACAGGGGGUGGUUUCUCAGCUCAAUGGUAAUUCUGGCUCGUGUGCGUUCAGGCCCACUGUGGGCAGCAUUCAGAACUUUUUAUUUCUUUAUUUUUAGUCUCACUGAACUGAAAGUAGUGCGUGGUGUUCAGUAGAUAAUGAUGGUUAGUAUGGCUUCAGUGAGUCUUAACAGCGAAAUAAUAGCUGCUCACUUCAAGUGGAGUUUAGGGAAGGAACAUUUUUGUUCUGGUUGUCAUUAAGUGGAAUGAAAGCAAGUUCUGUAACUUUUAAAUUGUAAAAAAACACCACAAAGAACGAUAUAAAAUGAAUUAUAGCAUUGAAGCAUUUUUUGUUGGGUUUUUGUAUGGAAGCAAGAAUGUGUUGAUGUUGUACUGCAUUUUCAUCACUGUUGUCUAAUUGUUGCCUUUUGUCUGUUUUGUGUUCCUCUUGCCAUGCUGAUCUCCGCAUGAUCCAAAGGGUUGCGC